Molecule: messenger RNA, 2436 nt
Organism: Trypanosoma cruzi
Lineage: Eukaryota; Euglenozoa; Kinetoplastea; Trypanosomatida; Trypanosomatidae
Product: protein kinase, putative
Exons: 1
Coding region: 1-2436 (811 amino acids)
Biological process (GO): protein phosphorylation
Cellular component (GO): cytoplasm
Molecular function (GO): protein binding; ATP binding; protein serine/threonine kinase activity
Source: RefSeq, a predicted model, not a curated record
AUGAAUCUUCGAGGUGUUGAAGAUAACGCGAGGCGGGAUCCUCUGUCCAACACGCAGAGCACCUUAGUUGAGGUCUCCUCUGAAAAUCCCGCCAUGACAACAGAGAGACCUUGGGGUUUUCUUCUUUCUGAUAAGCACCGCGUGUUGUUUCUCUCAGAAAGACGGCAAAUCACGUGUGGGAGAUCUCCAAGGUGUGACGUUGUCCUGGAUGACCCCCGAAUCAGUGCGGUUCACUUUACCAUUACCUUUUCCGUCGAGGUGAGCGUGCCGUCACCUGGCGGGCGAGGUCCGUAUCGUCAUCCGAGCCGGGCAACUCGACCACACAUGCCCUCAGGUACUACAAUAACAAUGGGGCAACCCUUACUGGGUUCGCAGGACAAUUUCUUUUCUUUUCAAGAGCAGCACGAUGACGCGCAUCAUCACUCACGGCUGCCACGCCAACGUGCCUCAGAGGUGAGAAUCUAUCUUGAGGACCACAGCAGCAAUGGAACGUACGUGAAUGACACGAAGGUAGGAAAAGGUCGACGCUGUCAGCUACAAAGUGGAGAUGACAUUGGCGUUGUGGCCUUUCAGCAAAGCAACUUGAGUGGUGGUGGCGGGGAGGAGAAUGGGGUUGGAAGCGCCACCGACUCCUUUUCUUUGGUUCCCGUGGAUGAUGUCACCACGUUGUCAAUUGGGUUUCCAAAUACAAUUUACGUUGAGAAAUUUUGUUUUCAAUCCUACCACUUGCUAGACAACGCCGUGGGUUUGGAAGUUGGUGGGCGGAAGAAUACGCAACAGGGACCAGGCGCAGGAAAAGAAAGGGAGUCUCUCAAGCAAUCCGUAAAGGCACCGCCUUUUCCCCUUCAGUUACAAUGGGGCUGUCCAAUUGCGCGCGGUGCAAGCAGUGUGGUGUAUGCCGGCAUGGACGUGGGCACCGGUCGGAGGUUGGCAUUGAAAGUACUUCAAGAUGACGGUUUUUCCUCCCCGUCAAGUCCUCGAGCUUCAGUGAUGGAGGGGCCGCCUGGAACCUCAUGGAAGCCGCCACGUCAAAUAUAUUCCUCGAACGUUUAUCAGAAAAAUAAUGAAGCCUUGCAUGGGUUUCCUGCCUUAUCGGAUGAAUAUUUGCGGGAAUUCUACUUUCUUACGUACCUUACCCACCAUCGCAUUGUGCAGUGUCUUGGGGUGAAGAAAAUCCCUCGGGGAAUAUGUAUCGUUUUGGAGUACGUUGCUGGUGGAACUUUGCAAGAUUUGAUUAAAAAUUUUGGGGCCUUUAACGAAAAUGUCAUACGUCUUUAUACGUUACAGGUGCUGCAAGGCAUGGAGUAUCUUCAAUCCCGCGGUGUGGUUCAUGGUGAUCUGAAGACUGCCAAUGUGCUGAUGACGGAGAAGGGCAACCUUAAAAUUAGUGACUUUGGUACAAGCAGGUUUGUUCAAACUAUUUACGUUGCCGAUUCUGAUUCAGAUCUGUUUCCGGGUAGAGGCUCUGGUUGUCCCACGCAGGGUGCUGAGAAGAAGCUUUGUGGGACCCCAAUAUAUAUGAGCCCGGAGCUCAUUUCUACACAGGAGUCCACUUUUGCCUCAGAUGUAUGGGCAUUGGGGUGCAUGGUAUAUGAAAUGGCUAUGGGCGUCCCGCCAUGGGAAGAACUUCAUGACUUGUCGCCACACAUUGUCGUGUGGAGAAUUGGUGGAGCCAAGAAAGGACCAAGCCUAGACUGUCUGCGCAGAUGUGGGGCCAGUCCAACGCUGCUUAAUUUUUUGGAGUGCGCCCUUCACCUGGACUGUAAAAAGCGACUCUCAGUGGAAGAACUGCUGAAGCAUCCUUUUAUUUUGGGACAAGCGCCCAUCGUGUGUUCGCAGUCUUUCCCAUUGUUUUCCCCAUCGUCGUUGGAGUGGAGCCCGCGGAUGAACUCUCCGCGGAUGCAGAUGCAGCUGGCAAAUGGCAAUUUGGGUACUGCCGUCAAUGGAGAGAAACCACUGCGCGUUUCCGAGGAAGAUGAGCCAAAUUAUGGAAUGGUGUUGGGCGGUGAAUUCGGAGAUAUGCCGCAGCAGGAAUUAUUACAGCCGUUGCUGGAGUUGGGUGGUCCCGCGGUGGUGGCGGAAAUGCGUCCGAAUCAAUCCAAUCACUGCACGUCAUCUUCGAGUCAGGCCGCCGGGGCCGAGAGUCACCAGGCUAUCACCUGCGAGCCAAAUUGCAGGUGGAAGUUUGAAAAUAAGAGCUUCGUGCAAACAGAAAAAAGAAGCAGCGUGACAAAUAAAGAUGCGUCCUCAGUGCGGAUCCCGCGGCGGCGUCUAGAGGGUGCGGUCUGCUUGCGACAAGGGCGUGGCAGCCACGGCUCCAUGAAUAGCAUGGAUGCUGUCCGUCAGGGCGAUAACAUUCGUGAUGCAGCAGCCGCACUCACAUCCUACGAAAUAACAGCAGAGUUUUCGAGACUGACGGGGUUAUUUGGAGAAUAG